UCACAUUCUUGGCAGGAACGAGUCGGUUUUCAAAAGUUUCAGGAACUUGCUUGGAGAUGUUUGUAGCGAUAAAACAUUAAAUUGAAAGAGUUAUCAAAAGGAUUUUGCUUUUAUGACGGCAGAUAAGCGGAAAAAUGAUCGGACCGGGGCCUUACAGAGCAACAAAGCUGUGGAAUGAAACCAUCAGGCUGUUUCGUGAUGGGAUGCCCGUAAAACGUCAUUGGGCUCAUUUCAGAAGUUACGAUCAGAGUUUCACCGGAGCUGAAGCUGUUGAUUUUCUUCAUGAACUGCUCAGACAGAACCAGAACUUUGGCCCAGAGGUGACACGAUAUCAAACGCUGCAGUUACUCAAAAAAUACCUUAAAAAUCACGUCAUCGAGGAUGUCAAAGGACGAUACGGAAAAGAGGAUUUUGAGGAUAACGGACGUCUAUAUAGAUUUCCUCCCCAGUCACCUCUGAAACCUCUGCCUGUACGUCCACCUGUAAGAGAUUACAAGGCAGUUCCCAGAAUUCCACGCUGGGAUGAUUUUGAGGAAAUUCCAGUGCCUGAAAAGAUACCCAUGAAACCUCUUGUUAUGAAUUCAACUUCAUGGAAUAAACGGCACAGCAUAGCCAUCGGUGAGGUGCCCGAAUGUAGAUUAGUCACGAGGAGAGAAUUAACACCUAAACAUGUGGACCAGAUAUGGAAGUCAAUGACGCUUGCACAUUUACAGAGUGUUUUGGGUCUUCGGUCGAUGGAUGGGGUUUUAGAUGCGAAACUCUUGAGCUCAAAGCACAUUGUGCACAACGUGUUCAGUGUCAAUAAGCAGGGCAUUGUAGUCCUGCAGAGCAAAGCAGAUGAUUUGCCACACUGGGUGUUAUCUGCUAUGAAAUGUCUGGCAAACUGGCCCAAUGGCAAUGACGAUAGGCAGCCCAUGUAUCCGGGGUUCGAGAGAGACGUAUUUAAGACGGUGUCUGAACAUUUCCAGAGAUUAAAAGAGCCAUUGUUAACUUUCCAUCUGUAUGAAAUAUUUGUCAGUAUUUUGGGUCUCCUGCAGCAACAGCAGGUCGCCAUUGAAGCUCUGCAGGUUUGCUGCCUGCUGCUUCCUCCAGCCAAUCGGCGUAAACUGCAGCUGUUAAUGCGACUGAUGGCUAAAGUCUGUGCCAACCCGACGCUUCCUCCUCUGAACAACACGAUAGGAGCACGUACCCUGAUGGUCCAAACCUUCUCGCGCUGCAUUCUGGGCUCAGCGGAUGAGGUGGACUUGGACGAGCUGUUGGCCACCAGGCUGGUCAUGUUUAUGAUAGAUAACCAGGACAGUGUGCUUAAAGUGCCAACCAACCUGAAGAAAUCUGUUGAGGAACAUCUGUCCCACCUCAAAAGGGCUCAGAUAAAGUAUGCAGGUGCGGACACGGACACGUCCAUGAUGUCUCCACCACACUCGUUCUGUAAACAGAUCAGCAGAGAGCAGUUUGAGCGUCAGAAAGUGUCCGCUUCACAAGGAGCCAUCGUGGAUCUUCUGGAAAACAUCAUACAAGACAAAAACAUGUCCAUAAAAGAUAAAAAGAAGAAACUUAAACAGUUUCAGAGAUCUCAUCCUGAUAUCUACCGUCAACGAUUUCCCACAGCAGAAAGCGAAGCAGCCGUUUUUCCAGAGAAACCCAAACCUCAGCUGAUGUUCCUCACAUUGAAGAAACCCUUUCAGCCCUUUCAGAGGAGCUGGAGCUUUCGUGCUUAAGUCUCUAGUGUGGUUAGUUUGUGGUUAGCAUGUCAGUUGGACAGCUGUGUAAAUUAUUAACAAGGAGAGUCGUUACUCAGUAUAUAAAAGACAGAUCUGUGUGUGGAGCCUUUUAGAAAAUAUUAGGAAAUAAGUUUCACCCCUCGUCUAAAUAACUUGAUGACUGGAUUGGUUAAAAUAAAGUAUAAUGCUGCGCAUUAUAAAUUGUUUAGAAUUGACCAGCAAUAGUUAAUGUUAAAAUUGUAAUUAGUUUAGUUUUGUAUUCAGUUAUCAUCUGUACUGUUAGUGUAUCAGCUGUCAAGAUCAUGUUGUUGUUAUUAAUAAUUCAUGCGUUGAUGUCUGUGGAUCAGAGGAGAUUUAUGCUGGUCAAAAACUCUCAAUUUAUACUCAUUGCAUAACAGAUUUAUGAUCUCUGUCUUAAUGUCAGACGAGGAGCUACAUCUACAAGCUGUACAUUUCAUUCAUCUUAGUUUUUUCUUUAAAGUUGUUUUUGCUGAUCUGUGUCCAUAUUUCUGAUUCUAUAAUAAGUUUUGUUUAUAUGUGUAUUUUAUUUGUUUUUUAAGUGUCUGUCAUGUUUGUAAAAUAUCACCUGGUACUAAAUGAAACACAUUUCCUUACAUUUUUAUAACUUUACUAUUUAUAAGGGUUUUUAACUCUGUACGGCCAUACAUACUGUAUAUAAACAAUUUAAUAUCUAGAAAAUAUUCACUCUUAUCAUGUAAUACAUAAAAAUAAUGGUCCUGAGAUCUCAAACAUGCAUUACAUCACACAAUGUUAAAUAAAUGUGAGUGAAUCUUCUGAACAAAGCUGGAGGUACUGUUACUGGACAUCUGCCCUGUGAU
Molecule: messenger RNA, 2560 nt
Organism: Paramisgurnus dabryanus
Lineage: Eukaryota; Metazoa; Chordata; Actinopteri; Cypriniformes; Cobitidae
Gene: depdc1b
Product: DEP domain containing 1B
Biological process (GO): intracellular signal transduction
Source: RefSeq, a predicted model, not a curated record